This is a messenger RNA of Toxotes jaculatrix (banded archerfish), 3330 nucleotides long. RefSeq names its product guanylate cyclase 2g (gene gucy2g). The coding region runs from base 1 to 3330 and encodes 1109 amino acids. Gene Ontology annotation, biological process: intracellular signal transduction; receptor guanylyl cyclase signaling pathway; protein phosphorylation. Lineage: Eukaryota; Metazoa; Chordata; Actinopteri; Toxotidae. The transcript is spliced from 22 exons. Gene Ontology annotation, cellular component: membrane. Gene Ontology annotation, molecular function: ATP binding; protein kinase activity; guanylate cyclase activity. The record is from RefSeq and is a predicted model, not a curated record.
AUGAGCCACAUAUUGGUGCUUCACUUCACAGUUGUGUUUACUGCUGCUGCUGUCAUUAAUAACAGCACAAAUGGGUCUCAGGCUCACAAGCUGCUCAUUGGCUUCCAGGCUCCCUGGAACAUGUCCUUCCCCUUCAGCGCCCUGCGGCUGGGCUCCGCCAUACAGAUAGCUGUGGAGAAGGUGAACGCAAAUCCCUCCCUCCUGGGGAACUACAGUCUGGAUUUUGUGUACGUGGACACAGACUGUAAUCCCAAAGUUUCCCUGGGAGGGUUCAUUCACCAGGUGUGGAAAGAAAACGUGUCCGCACUCUUUGGUCCAGCGUGUCCCGGAGAGGCCGAGGUCACUGGUCUCAUUGCAUCAACAUGGAACAUCCCCAUGUUCGGGUUUGUGGGACAAUCCUCCAAAAUGGACAACAUCGAUAUCUAUGACUCCUACAUCAAAAUUGUGCCCCCUCUCAAAAGAAGCUCAGAGGUCCUGGUGAAGACACUGCAGUUCUUCGGAUGGACUCAUGUGGCGAUGAUCGGAGGGGGAUUAGACUCAAACACCUGGGACAAAGUGGACGCUUUGUGGAAAACGGUUGAGGAACCACUGAGGGCUAAAUUCAAACUGACUGCCGCGGUCCAGUUUGACACCAGCAAUCCUCAGCUCAUUUAUCAAAAGGUUAAGUACAUCUCAUCAGUCGCCAGAGUGAUUGUGGUGCUCACAAACAGAGAGGACUCCAUAGCUGUGCUGCUGGAGGCUGAGAGACAGGGUCUGAUGAACGGUGACUACGUUUUCUUCCUUGUGCAGCAUUUUGAGGAUAACUUGUGGAAAUAUGCCCUGAACAGCACGAUAAACCACGCUGCUAUGAGAGCUUUUGACAUGGCCUUUAUCAUCGGCCAGAAGUCCUACGAAGGCUACGAGUAUUAUGACUUCUUCGAGCAAGUUUUUGAAAGACUGAAAGGACACCCAUUUAGGAGCAACCUGACGUCUGAAAGGGAGGUGAGCCCCUACUCUGCCUACCUGCAUGACGCGGUGCUUCUUUACGCAAUGGGGCUGAAGGAAGUCCUCAAAGACAGGAAGGAUCCUCGUGAUGGACGGCAGCUGCUACAGAGACUGAAAAAUAAAAGCAACAUUCGAUUUUACGGUGCCUCUGGACUGGUCCACUUUGACGAGGAGGGGGAGAGAAAUCUGGACUAUUCCAUUUAUGACCUGCAGCAUACAGGAGACAUCACCAAGUUUGUGCCCAUUCUGCAUUUUGACAGUCACACCAAAAACGUCCGGCCAACGCCAAUGUUUGCCUCUGUGGUUUGGCCCAAAGGACGACCUCCUUCUGAUAAACCAGAAUGUGGUUUCAACAACGAACUCUGUGAAUGGCUGAUCAAUGAAAUCGCCUUGCUGUCCCUGCUUGUGACCUUCCCCGUCAUCGGUGUCCUUGCAGUUUUGUGCAUCGGGGUCCUCAUCCUGCAGAAGUUUCGACUCCAGACGAGGCUCGACGACUCCUGCUGGUGGCUCAUCAACUACAGCGACAUCACCAUCAUCAGGGAGCCCUCAGGAAUUCAGGCUUUAUCUCUAAGCGCCACGGGCAGUCAGAGUGGGAGCGGGGGCUCUCAGUCCAACUUCUCCAACAACAGCUAUGGACUGAGGGACAAGACAGGCAAAGAACACAUCUACACCACCAUAGGUCUCUACCAGGGGAAUCAAGUGGCCAUCAAGUACAUCAAGAACCAUGUUAGCUGUAAUUUCCAGAAGCCUUCAGUUAUCACAGAGUUCAAUGUGAUGAAAGAGAUGAAACACGAGAACCUGGUGCAGUUCUUUGGUGUGUGCAUCGAGCCACCAAACGUCUGUCUGGUCAUCCAGUACUGCAAGAAAGGCAGUCUGAAGGAUGUUUUAAAGGCUUCAGAUGUUGAGCUGGAUGGGAUGUUUAAGCUCUCUUUUGCUUAUGACAUUGUAAACGGAAUGGAGUUCAUUCACAAAAGUAGCCUGAAAUUUCAUGGGAACCUGAAGCCCAGCACAUGUCUGGUGGACAGUCGACUCCAGAUCAAACUCUCUGGCUUCGGACUGUGGGAGUUUAAAAACAAGAUCACCUCUCUGGAAAACCCCAAAUAUGAAGAGAUGUACUGGACAGCCCCCGAGCUCCUGAGAAAAGUCGGUGUCCCCACCACUGGGACGCCCAAAGGUGAUGUCUACAGCUUUGCCAUCAUCAUGUGGGAGCUCAUGUACAACUCUAAGACAGGCCCAUACUGUGACAUCAACCUGGAGCCCAAAGAGGUUAUUAUGCAGUUGCGGACGCCUUUCCAAGGGGAACUCCUUCGACCGGGGCUGUCUGACCUGCUGUGUGAUGAGAACAUCAACUCCCUGCUGAGGGCCUGCUGGAGUGAAAACCCUGACCACCGACCACCGUGUGGGUCAAUACGGAGACAGCUGAGGGACACCAGCCCAGACAGUCAUGCAAAUAUACUGGAUAAUAUGGUGGAUAAGUUGGAGAAAUAUGCAAAUCACUUGGAGGAUGUGGUGGAGGAGAGGACCAAUCAGCUCACAGCAGAGAAGGCCCGUGCGGACAAGCUUCUCUCCAGCAUGUUACCAAGGUACAUCGCAGAUCAGCUGAUGGCAGGGAAGUCGGUGGAGCCGCGAAGCUACGACAUGGUGACCAUUUUCUUCUCCGACAUCGUGGGUUUCACCUCCAUGUGCUCUGUCAGCUCAGCGAUGGAGGUGGUCACGUUCCUCAACGACCUCUACAGCCUCUUUGACGACAUAAUCAAGAUGUACGAUGUCUACAAAGUGGAAACAAUCGGUGAUGCAUAUAUGGUAGCCAGUGGUCUGCCUAUCAGCAAUGGCAAUAAGCACGCUUUGGAGAUAUCCACCAUGGCUCUGCAUUUCCUGAGCGCCAUUAAGAUCUUCAAAAUCCGCCAUAUGCCUACUGAGAGUCUUGCGAUUCGCAUUGGGAUACACUCUGGUCCAGUGGUUGCUGGAGUGGUAGGAACCACUAUGCCUCGCUACUGUCUGUUUGGAGACACGGUGAACAUGGCUUCUCGGAUGGAAAGUAACAGCCUACCCCUGAAGAUUCACAUAUCUCAGAGCACUGCAGACAUUCUUUUCCAGGAUGGAUCAUUUGAGCUGGAGGAAAGAGGAGAAAUCGAAAUGAAGGGUAAAGGGUAUCAUAAGACCUACUGGUUGCUGGGCAAAAAUGUAUUUAAUCCUCCUCUUAUUAUUCACAACUCUCCACCAGCUGACUGUCUCAGACCACAUACGGAGAAACCAGGAGUGGCCAGAGCGUCAGAGAAAAAGGCCCAGAAAACCCUGACCAAAGCUCACAUUAUAGACCCCAUGAUUACUGCAGUGAACAUUUAA